Molecule: messenger RNA, 1863 nt
Organism: Sphenostylis stenocarpa
Lineage: Eukaryota; Viridiplantae; Streptophyta; Magnoliopsida; Fabales; Fabaceae
Source: the annotation of a GenBank genome assembly
AUGAGUAUGUACGGUAGGGAUCCGUGGGGAGGGCCGCUCGAGAUCCACGCCACGGACUCCGCCACCGACGACGAGCGCAGUCGCAAUCUGCAGGAGUUGGACCGUGCCGCCUUAGACGAGACUCAACAGAGCUGGCUCCUGGGCGCCGGAGAACAGAAAAAGAAGAAGAAGAAAUACGUAGAUCUCGGCUGCAUCAUCGUCAGCCGCAAAGUGUUCAUCUGGACAGUUGGCACUGUCGCCGUCUGCGCCGUCCUCUCCGGCUUAAUCACUUUAAUCGUCAAAACCGUCCCCCGCCACCACCACAAGCCCGCGCCUCCCGAUAACUACACUCUCGCCCUCCACAAAGCCCUCCUCUUCUUCAACGCCCAAAAAUCGGGAAAGCUUCCGAGGCAUAACAAUGUUUCGUGGAGAGGGAACUCGUGCAUGGGAGAUGGGAAGAAGUCUCAAGGUACGUCGAGCGCGAUCAAGGAUCUGGUGGGCGGUUACUACGACGCCGGUGAUGCUAUCAAGUUCCACUUCCCCAAGGCCUUCGCCAUGACCAUGCUCAGCUGGAGCGUCAUCGAGUACAGCGCCAAGUACGAGGCUGCGGGAGAGUUGGCUCACGUCAAGGAACUCAUCAAAUGGGGAACCGACUACUUUCUCAAGACCUUCAACAACACUGCCGACACCAUUACGUCCAUCGCCGCGCAGGUUGGCUCCGGCGACACCUCCGGGGGGAGCACCACUCCCAACGACCAUUACUGCUGGAUGCGCCCCGAGGACAUCGACUACGACCGCCCCGUCGCGGAGUGUCACGGCUGCUCCGAUCUCGCCGCGGAGAUGGCGGCGGCCUUGGCGGCGGCUUCGAUUGUGUUCAAGGAUAACAGGGCGUAUUCGCAGAAGCUGGUUCAUGGGGCCACCACGCUGUACAAAUUUUCGAGGUUGCAGAGAGGGAGGUACAGUGCGGGUGCAUCCGAGGCUUCUGUGUUCUACAAUUCGACUAGCUAUUGGGAUGAGUUUGUUUGGGGAGGGGCUUGGAUGUACUUUGCCACUGGGAAUUCGUCUUACCUGAAGCUGGCUACCACUCCCGGCCUUGCCAAACAUGCUGGCGCCUUCUGGGGAGGGCCUGACUAUGGUGUCCUCAGCUGGGAUAACAAGCUUACUGGUGCUCAGGUUCUUCUGAGUCGAUUGAGGUUGUUCCUGAGUCCUGGUUAUCCGUAUGAAGAAAUUUUAAGCACAUUUCACAACCAGACAGGCAUAAUCAUGUGCUCCUACCUGCCAAUGUUCACCAGCUUUAACAGAACGAGGGGCGGCUUGAUUCAAUUAAACCAUGGUAGGCCUCAGCCUCUCCAAUAUGUUGUCAAUGCAGCAUUUUUGGCUGCUCUUUACAGUGAUUAUCUUGAUGCUGCUGAUACUCCUGGAUGGUAUUGCGGACCCAAUUUCUUUUCAACUGAUGUUCUUCGAGACUUUGCAAAGACGCAGAUUGAUUACAUCCUUGGGAAGAACCCUCGGAAAAUGAGCUAUAUUGUAGGUUUUGGAAAUCAUUAUCCAAAACAUGUUCACCAUAGAGCUGCUUCUAUACCAAAGAACAAGAUUAAGUACAACUGUAAAGGAGGAUGGAAAUGGAGGGACACAUCGAAGCCAAACCCGCAUACAAUUGUUGGAGCUAUGGUUGCUGGUCCUGAUAAGCACGAUGGUUUCCAUGAUGUCCGAACCAACUACAACUACACAGAGCCAACUCUUGCAGGCAAUGCAGGUUUAGUAGCUGCACUUGUGGCGUUGUCGGGUGAUAAAAGCUCCGGAAUAGACAAAAACACCCUUUUCUCUGCCGUUCCCCCAAUGUUUCCAACACCACCACCUCCUCCAGCUCCGUGGAAACCAUGA